Messenger RNA from Pelobates fuscus (common spadefoot toad), 2439 nucleotides. It is a transcript of the gene TKFC, whose product is annotated as triokinase and FMN cyclase. Gene Ontology annotation, cellular component: cytosol. The transcript has 18 exons. Gene Ontology annotation, biological process: glycerol catabolic process. Gene Ontology annotation, molecular function: glycerone kinase activity; ATP binding. NCBI's taxonomy places the organism in Eukaryota, Metazoa, Chordata, Amphibia, Anura, Pelobatidae. The record is from RefSeq and is a predicted model, not a curated record. Bases 536 to 2266 code for a protein of 576 amino acids.
CUGCACAGUGCGGUGAAUUGGAAAUCAAAUUGCAAAAUUCAGUUUAAAUUAACCAAGCUGUGCCUAUAACUGGUUUCAUCUAUUUAAGUCUGAUUUUUGUUUUUGAUUUCUCAGUUUGCUACAGUUCACUAUUCGGUAAAUAAACUCUGCAUUAUGCAAUAAAUGGCAAUAUAACUUUUAUUCCGCAUCUUGGUGGGUUCAUUUUAAUCAGUUGUUUCUGUGUUUGUUUUGGAUUGAAUAAAAGGUUGUUCCGUAGUAAUAUUUCCGACUUGGUGUGUGUCUUGUACUCUGGCGUUGCUGCAGCAUACUGAUCAGAUUUAGUUUAUCUUGCAGUUUAUAAACUACCCACAAUUCUAUUUAAUUCAUGCCACCUCUGGGAUCCUCAUCACAUGAUCAGCCUUUCACACAGAGUGUAAAGUCCCCAAAGCCACGUCUGUUGGGCAGCAGCAGUCCCCUGCAUUAACAGCCAGCCGUGGAUUUGUGAGCCUCCUAUUUCUGUGCUGCGACUACAUUGUCUUCUUGAUACAAUUCCAACAUGGAGGUUAGCAAGAAACUUCUGAAUUCAGUUCCUGGUUGUGUGGAUGAUGCUCUCCGUGGCCUGAUAUCUUGUUCUCCGGGGCUACGUGUUCUUCAGGGCCACCGUGUGGUUCUCCGGGCUGAUCUAGAAGGAAUAAAGGGAAAGGUAGCCCUGCUGUCUGGCGGUGGCUCAGGACAUGAGCCAGCACAUGCAGGGUAUGUCGGUCCUGGCAUGCUCACGGGAGCUAUCGCUGGUCCUGUCUUUACUUCUCCCCCAGUUGGCAGCAUUGUGGCAGCAAUUCGAGCUGUGGCAUACGCAGGGGCAGCGGGUGUUCUGUUGAUAGUAAAGAAUUACACAGGUGACCGUUUAAACUUUGGGCUGGCUUUGGAGAGGGCACGAAGAGAAGGGGUGGAGGUGGAAAUGGCCGUGAUUGGAGAUGACUGUGCAUUCACCUCGCCCAGGAAAGCAGGUCGACGUGGAAUCUGCGGGACUGUGUUAAUUCAUAAGAUUGCAGGUGCGUUGGCCGAGCAAGGAAAACAUUUACAGGAAAUAUUUCAGAUUGUGACAGAAGCUGCAGCCAGAAUAGGAACGCUAGGUGUCAGCCUCUCUCCAUGCAGCGUGCCAGGUUCCAGACCAACUUUUCAACUCGCUGUGGAUGAGCUGGAAAUAGGACUUGGUAUACAUGGAGAGGCCGGGGUGCGCAGAGACAAGAUGAUGUCCUCUGACCAAGUUGUGAAGAUUAUGAUAGAUCACAUGACAGACCCAGUCAGCCAGUCAAGAGUAAAUGUGAAAUCUGGAGAUUCUGUAAUUCUGGCUGUGAAUAAUCUGGGAGGGUUAUCAUGUCUGGAGCUGCAGAUUGUUGCCGAUUCAGCAGUGCGUUGCCUGGAGGGAAAAGGGCUACAGAUUGAACGUGCAAUGUUGGGAUCAUUCAUGACCGCUCUGGAGAUGAGUGGAGUCUCUCUAACAAUCAUGAAGUCUUCAGAGGAACUACUGAAGCUCUAUGAUUAUGAGACAGCGGCACCCGCUUGGCCCCGGGUCCCUCGUAUUCCUGUCACUGGUCAGACACGUACCUUUCCAUGUGUCCCAGAAAGUACACAGCCUAAGGAGUUGGUGCCAGAUGUUAAGCGUGUGCAGGUCUACCGUCACGUACUGGAAAACAUUUGUAAAACUCUCCUGUCCCUGGAAGAAGAGCUAAAUGAACUGGAUCGUGCAGCAGGAGAUGGGGAUUGCGGUAGCACCCAUACCCGAGCAGCCCAAGCCAUCAGGGACUGGAUUAGUAGUGGAGAGAUACCCUCACACUCUGCAAGAUUCCUCACAACAUUAUCACACGUCCUGCUCGAGAAGAUGGGUGGAUCUUCUGGUGCGCUAUACAGUCUGUUUCUGACGGCUGCUGCAAAUCCCUUGCAGAAUGAGUGUGGUCCAGAGGCUUGGGCGGCUGCAAUGGAUGCUGGGAUAGAAGCCAUGAAGAGAUAUGGCGGCGCGGAGCCCGGAGAUAGAACCAUGCUGGACUCUUUGUGUGCUGCUGCCUAUGUCCUCCAGUCACUGCGUUCCCCAAACUGUGAUGUGAUGCAUACCCUCUCUUUGGCUGCACAGAGUGCUGCUGAAGCUGCAGAGAACACCAAGAACAUGACGGCAGCUGCUGGGAGAGCUAGCUACAUUGGCUCCUCAUCUCUCAGUCUUCCUGAUCCCGGGGCAGUGGCAGUCGCUGCUAUUCUAAAAGCCGUAUGGGAGGGAUUAGGAGGAAAAUAAACUAUCCCAAUACCGUCAAUAAUCCUGCGACAUUAUGUAAAUCAGAAGUUAAUAAAGUGGAUGGUGAUUAUACCCAAAGAGCAGGUUUUCAGGACCUCAUCACGUGACCAUAGGCUGACAAUUGUGUAUGUGUUGUCUUGCCAGCAAUGGAUCUAGUACUGGAAGGAUCAAAC